Messenger RNA from Andrographis paniculata, 4018 nucleotides. RefSeq names its product DExH-box ATP-dependent RNA helicase DExH3. The transcript is spliced from 20 exons. Gene Ontology annotation, molecular function: RNA binding; ATP binding. The coding region runs from base 196 to 3657 and encodes 1153 amino acids. The record is from RefSeq and is a predicted model, not a curated record. Gene Ontology annotation, cellular component: intracellular anatomical structure; nucleus. NCBI's taxonomy places the organism in Eukaryota, Viridiplantae, Streptophyta, Magnoliopsida, Lamiales, Acanthaceae.
GUUUAAGAGGAUCGUAUUCUGUUGAUGCAGAAAUGGAGAUGAAUCCUAUUGUUGAUCAUCAUCAUCCUCCACGAAGAUCAUAGCUGCUGCUUCUGCUUCUGCAUGUCAUCUCAGGUCUAACUGCUUCAAAACAUCCCCGGAGGCUUCAACAGAGACGCCAGGGGGUUGGAGAAGAGCCCGCCAUGUCCAAUUACAAUGCAUUCUAGACUCAGAAUUAUUUUUGCGCGCGCCGCCGCUAUUUCCGCCGCCUCGUUGUCUCGGAGCACGGAACUUGCAGUUUUCGAACGCUAUACUAGGGUAGCGGACCUUGCCGGAAAAUCUCGCUGGCGGCAUUUAGAUUCCUAUUCUGGCGUGCUUCGGCGAGGUUUCUGUGGCUUUGCCGUUGAGCAGUUCUCCGACGACGAGUAUGAGUGCGAUUACGAAAACAACCCCGCAUCAUCAUCAGUGGCUAAUAUUGAUGAGUGGAAAUGGAAGCUUAGCAUGUUGUUACGAAGUGAUACGAAUCAAGAAAUAGUGUCCAAAGAUAAAAGGGACAGGAGAGACUUCGAGCAAAUAUCCAACCUUGCGAAACGGAUGGGGCUUUAUUGCGAAAUAUAUGGGAAAGUAGUAGUUGCCAGCAAGGUUCCUCUUCCAAACUAUCGGCCGGAUCUGGAUGAUAAGCGGCCUCAAAGGGAGGUGGUCAUUCCUUUGACCUUGCAAAGAAGGGUGGAGGGAUUGCUCCAGGAGCACCUUGACAGAAUGAUUAUGAACUCUGACAAAGGUUGUAAUGAGUUUAAUAAAAUGGAGCCUGAUGGUCAUCUUGAAAAUGGAGAUUCUACUGAGCAAACAGAUUCAUUUCUUGACGGCUCUGUGAUGGAGAAAAUUCUGCAGAGGCGGAGCUUGCGAAUGCGUAAUAUGCAGAGAGCAUGGCAGGAAUCACCUGAAGGCAGGAAGAUGAAUGAUUUCCGGAAGUCUCUCCCUUCGUUCAGGGAGAAGGAACAGCUUCUUCAAGCAAUUGCUAUGAAUCAGGUUGUGGUUAUUUCCGGUGAGACUGGAUGUGGUAAGACGACACAACUUCCCCAGUAUAUUUUGGAAUCUGAAAUAGAAUCUGGUAGGGGAGCCUUUUGUAGCAUAAUUUGUACGCAGCCUCGAAGAAUAUCAGCUAUGGCUGUUGCAGAAAGAGUAUCCUCAGAGAGGGGAGAGCCAGUUGGAGAAUCAGUUGGAUACAAAGUUCGAUUAGAGGGAAUGAAAAGCAAGAAUACACAUUUGCUCUUUUGUACCAGUGGGAUUUUGCUCCGUAGACUCUUGAGUGAUAGAAACCUUGAUGGCAUAACUCAUGUUUUUGUUGAUGAAAUUCACGAGCGAGGCAUGAAUGAAGACUUCUUGUUGAUUGUCUUGAAGGAUCUUCUUCCACGCAGGAGGGAUUUGAGAUUGAUCUUGAUGAGUGCCACCCUAAAUGCUGAUCUAUUCUCGAAGUACUUUGGUGAAGCACCCAUGAUUCACAUUCCUGGGUUCACGUAUCCCGUAAGAGCUCAUUUUCUGGAAGAUAUACUUGAAAUGACUGGAUACAAGCUGACUUCUUUCAACCAAAUAGAUGAUUAUGGACAAGAGAAGUUGUGGAAAACCCAAAGACAACUAGCACCCCGGAAAAGGAAAAACCAAAUUACUACGCUUGUUGAGGAUGCACUGAAUAAAUCAAAUUUUGAGAAUUACAGCUCUAGGGUGCAUGAAUCAUUGUCAUCUUGGACACCUGAUUGUAUUGGUUUCAACCUUAUUGAAGCCGUAUUGUGCCACAUUUGCCGCAAGGAACGUGCUGGGGCUGUACUAGUAUUUAUGACGGGGUGGGAUGAUAUUAGUUGUUUAAGGGAUCAAUUGAAAGCUCACCCUCUGUUAGGCGAUCCUAAUAGGGUCCUGCUGCUUACAUGCCAUGGGUCCAUGGCAACCUCUGAACAAAAACUUGUGUUUGAAAGACCACCUCCUAACAUCCGCAAAGUCAUACUUGCCACUAAUAUGGCUGAGGCAAGUAUUACUAUCAAUGAUGUAGUUUUUGUUGUUGACUGUGGAAAAGCUAAGGAAACCACUUAUGAUGCCUUGAACAACACACCCUGUUUGCUUCCUUCAUGGAUAUCCCAAGCUUCUGCUCGACAAAGAAGGGGACGUGCUGGUCGUGUUCAGCCUGGCGAGUGCUACCAUCUUUAUCCACGAUGUGUUUAUGAAGCUUUUGCGGCAUAUCAGCUCCCUGAACUUCUAAGAACCCCAUUAAACUCUCUCUGCUUACAAAUUAAAAGUUUACAAGUUGAAAGUAUUGGAGACUUUCUGUCUGCUGCUCUUCAGCCACCUGAACCAUUGGCUGUGCAAAAUGCUAUUGAUUUUUUGAAGUUGAUUGGUGCAUUAGAUGAAAAUGAGAGCCUUACGCAUCUUGGGAAGUUCUUAUCUGUCCUUCCAGUGGACCCCAAACUGGGGAAAAUGCUAAUCAUGGGUGCUAUUUUUCAUUGCUUUGACCCUAUAUUGACGAUUGUGGCUGGUCUCAGUGUUAGGGAUCCUUUUCUCUUACCUCAAGAUAAAAAAGACUUGGCUGGAACCGCCAAGUCCAGAUUUUCUGCAAAGGACUAUAGUGAUCAUAUGGCUCUUGUGCGUGCAUAUGAAGGGUGGAAGGAUGCAGAAAGAGAAGGAUCCGCAUAUGAAUAUUGCUGGAGAAACUUCCUUUCAAUCCAAACUCUUCAAGCUAUCCAUUCUCUCCGUAAACAAUUCACCUACAUUCUGAAAGAUGCCGGUUUGCUAGACAUGGAUGGAAUAACUAAUAACAGAUUAAGUCACAAUCAGCCAUUGGUUCGUUCAGUUGUAUGCUCUGGUCUCUUUCCUGGUAUUGCUUCCGUAGUGCACAGAGAAACAUCAAUGUCUUUUAAAACAAUGGAUGAUGGGCAGGUCCUGUUAUAUGCGAAUUCUGUCAAUGCCCGAUAUCAAACCAUACAAUACCCAUGGUUGGUGUUUGGUGAGAAGGUGAAAGUCAAUACUGUGUUUAUACGCGAUUCAACUGGCGUAUCUGAUUCUAUUUUGAUCCUCUUCGGUGGUAAACUGGAUUGUGGCUCUUUGGCUGGAAAUCUAAAAAUGCUGGGAGGAUAUAUCGACUUCUUCAUGGAUCCAAGCUUGGCGGAGUGCUAUUUGAAACUCAAGGAAGAACUCGAUGAGCUUAUACAAAAAAAGCUUCGAAACCCCCGGAUUGACAUCCAAAAGGAGGGCAAGUACCUGAUGCACGCCGUGCAGGAGCUCGUGGCAGGCGACCAAUGCGAAGGGAGGUUUGUGUUUGGGCGCGAAAGCAAGAAACCGAGAGAGCCAGACAACAACGAUAGGUUCACCCAAGACGGGACUAAUCCGAAGACCCUACUUCAGACUCUGUUGACGAGAGCCGGCCACUCGCCUCCCAAGUACAAAACGAAGCACCUCAAGACGAACGAAUUCAGAGGUCUGGUGGAGUUCAAGGGCAUGCAGUUUGUCGGGAAGCCGAAGAGAAACAAGGUUCUGGCAGAGAAGGAUGCUGCCAUCGAAGCGUUGGCCUGGCUGACUCACACUUCUGAUAAUACUAAGCACGACGAAGAUGAUCACUCGCCACCCGAUGUCACUGACAACAUGCUCAAGCUUCUUGGCAAGCGGAGGAAGUCCAAACGGCAUCCUCGUUGAAAGUAGUCGAUUUGAGGGAUUCGGUGAUUUGGAAAUAUAUACUUGGGCUCCUUCGAUGAUUUGCUUGGUCGUGUUUUUAUGGAAUUUUGCUCGGUAUGUAUUCGGAUUCACUUAUUUAUUGAUGAUUUAUUUUUGUUAUUUUUGUUGUUUGAGUUUUGAACUAAUUAAUACGCAAAAUUGUCCAAAAAAGAUACAUUUCUUGAUGAUUCACAAAUCAUCUAUUUUUGAUACAUUCAAAAAAUGUAUUAAUUACAUCCAAAAAAAUAAAAAUCACCCCAUAGAUGCUGCAAUACACGACCACAUGACCCUCCUUCCUAUAUAUUAUACAAUCAAAUACUGUAUAAGAUUAGUAUAACUUAUA